CUGCAAUUGCGUGAUGUAAAAUUUUCAAGGGAAAAAGAGAAGGCCUCUUUCGGUAAAAAAGGACUCGGAUUCAUUUCUCCGCUUAGAAGACUGAGGAGGCCCCUUCCCUCCAGCGGCGGCCAUGGUUACCUCCUCUAGAGCCAGCGAUUCUUCUUCGAGCCGAUCAAAGGACAAGGAAUACGUUGCCGGCAUCUCAUGGAAGCUUUCCCAACUUAAGAAGCAAGUGCAAGCUUCUCGAGUGAUUGCAGUUCGGGAAAAGAUACUGAAGAAUAGGAAGAGCCUGAGGCUUCACACUUCCCAUAUAUUCGAAUUGGCUAAGGAGAAGCAAGAGGUGCGGGAGCCCAUGGAGUCAGAAAAUUUGCUUUCGGUUAGGCUGGUGAAUCCUCAUUGUCUGCUUAGCGCGUGUGAGCCAGAUAAGGAAAUUGCUAGUAGCCAGGAGGAGAUUUCAGCGUCGGCUUCGAUUGUGUUCGGAAGCAAUUGUGGAGGGAAGAGCGUGGUUCGUCUCAAUAAGCUUCCUUUUGUGGAGAAGAUACCCGCCUACACUACUUGGAUUUUCCUGACUAGGAAUCAAAGAAUGGCAGAGGAUCAGUCUGUUCUUGGAAGGAGGCAGAUAUAUUAUGAUCCAUAUGGGAAUGAGACGCUUAUAUGUAGUGAUAGUGAAGAAGAGAUUGUGGAGCCAGAGGAUGAGAAACAUGACUUCUCUGAAGGAGAAGACCAGAUUCUAUGGAAGGCGAUUCAGGAAUAUGGCCUAAAUCAAGAAGUCAUGCACAUCCUCUGUCACUCCAUUGAAGCAUUACCCGAGGAAAUCCAGGAAAGAUAUGAAGCUCUCUUAGAAAAGUACAAUAAAAAUAGUGUUAGAAAGGCUGAAGUUUCAAGUGAGUCCGAGUCUAAAUCACAUCUAGAUAAGACUCUUAAUGCAGCUUUGGAUUCCUUUGACAAUCUAUUUUGCCGGCGAUGCUUGAUUUUUGACUGCCGCCUCCAUGGUUGUUCUCAAAAUCUUAUUACUGCAAGUGAGAAACAGCCCUAUGGAUCUGAUCCUGAAGAAACCAGGAAACCCUGCAGUAAACAUUGCUAUCUCAGAAGAAGAGAAAAUGAGGAAGUUCACUGUCUCGCUGAAGAUGACACAAAGCAAAACAAGAAAAUGGAAUCCGCUUCUCCCUCUGAAUCUGAAGAUUCAAAUCCUGAUGAUGAUAUCACAAAUCUAACACCUUCUAAUGGGCUAUGCUCUGAUGUCAAUAGAUUGACCAUUGUUUCAUCAGAAACUGUUGGUAAUAUAACGCACCAUGCUGUUUCCUCAUGUGCAAUUGAAGAAAAUGUCCCUGAUUUUCCCUUGAAAACUUUAGUUAAUAUAAGUAAGCGCAAGAACCUGAAACAGGAGAAUAUGUCAUUGGGGAAAUCUCAAACUUUUUUAGGGAAACAUCUUGGUCCUGCUGAUAAAAAGCAGAAAAAGAUAUCAGCGUCAGAUCUUUCUACGCCAAGUAGGGAGAUGGAUAUUUUAUAUGGAAACGUAUCUUCACUUCAUUAUACCAAAUGCCAAGGUGGGGCAGCAAUUUGUGAUCAGUUUCAACAUGAAUCUAAUGAAUAUCCUUCUCUAACUAAAGGUGAUCAUGGUAAUGACUAUGGUACCAACAUUGAGGACACAGAAGUAAAUAAGACGACUGAAGUUUUCCUUUUAAAGAGCUUAUCCAGUUUCAGUAGAGGGCAGACCUGUGGUUGGAGUGUAAUUGAGAAAGAUCUCUACCUAAAGGGCAUAGAAAUAUUUGGGAAGAACAGUUGCCUCAUCGCAAGAAACCUCCUUUCUGGACUGAAGACAUGCAUUGAGGUAUCAAAAUACAUGUUUAAUGAUGGGGCGUCAUUACAGAUCAGACCUUUAUUAACUAGUUCGUGCUUGGAAGAUAGUGGAAGAUGUGAUCGUGCUAUGACAGAGCAUGAUAUGCCAGCAAGGACCAAGAUCUGGCGUAAGAGGGGCAGAGCUAGGAAGCUGAAAUAUACAUGGAAAUCUACUGGCCAUCCAUCAAUUCGGAAAAGAAUUGGUGAUGGGAAGCAACAACCAUGUAAACAAUAUACACCCUGCGGUUGCCAGCAAAUGUGUGGGAAGCAAUGCUCUUGUAUGGAAAAUGGAACCUGCUGUGAAAAGUACUGCGGGUGUUCCAAGAGCUGCAAAAAUCGUUUUAGAGGAUGCCACUGUGCGAAGAGCCAAUGCAGAAGCCGCCAGUGCCCUUGCUUUGCUGCUGGUCGUGAAUGUGAUCCUGAUGUCUGCAGAAACUGUUGGGUCAGCUGUGGAGAUGGUUCGCUUGAUGAGCCACAAUCUGGAGGUGAUGGUUAUCAGUGUGGAAACAUGAAGCUCCUCUUAAAGCAGCAACAGAGAAUUUUAUUGUCGAGAUCUGAUGUUGCUGGAUGGGGAGCUUUUAUAAGGAACCCUGUUAACAAAAAUGAUUAUCUUGGAGAAUACACUGGCGAAUUAAUCUCCCACAAGGAAGCAGACAAACGUGGAAAGAUAUACGAUAGGGCAAACUCAUCUUUUCUCUUUGAUUUAAAUGAUCAGUUUGUAUUGGAUGCUUAUCGCAAGGGCGACAAACUGAAGUUUGCCAAUCAUUCAUCAAGCCCAAAUUGUUAUGCCAAGGUUAUGCUGGUCGCCGGAGAUCAUCGUGUUGGAAUUUAUGCUAAAGAACAUAUUGAAGCUGGCGAGGAGCUGUUUUAUGAUUACCGUUAUGGACCUGAUCAGGCACCUGCGUGGGCGCGGAAGCCUGAGGGAUCCAAGAGAGAUGAUUCCUCUGUUUCUCAUUAUCGCGCUAAGAAGAUCGCUUGAUUUGCAACCUUCUAAAAUAUUGUCAUAAAUGUUAUAUAUAUAGUGUGAGCCGGUGAGAGAGAAAUUAUUCUGUGCAGAGUCUGAACGUAGAUGAUCUUCUGAAUUACUGCGUACGCUAUGCAUAAGUUCUGCGUAUGCUCUGUGUACUUACUGCUUAUUUAUAAAUACGCAGUAAAUUAGUAGCAAAUAAUUAGUUGUGAGGAAUUGCUACUUAUUUGUUGUGUAUUUACAAAUACACAGAGUGUAAGCAGAUCAUACGUAGUGCGUUCAGUAAUCUGGAUGAUCCUCUACAUUCUAACUUCACACAGAAUAAUUUCUCGUGAGAGAGGGCGUGAGCUUCUUAUAGGGCAAAAUAAUGCAUAGAACUAUAACAUAAUAAAAAGAACCAUGCUACACUACCAAAAUAACUUCUAUAAAAAAAAAAAUUAAAUUGAACUUCACUUUACUUUAAAUUGUCUUAAUAAAAAGGGCAGAAUGUAUAGCGCCCUUUUAUUAAAGAAUUAUUUGAAUAAAUGAAUUAAGUAAAGUGGAUUUCAAUUUGAUUUUUGUGUGAUUUUUUUUUUUUUUUUGGGAGUGAAGCUUUACUCUUAAGAAAAAUAAAUAAUGUAACAUAGGCAGUUACUUUGGCUCAAAGUUUGAGCACAACAUUGCUUGUUAUAGGAAUAUGAUUUUCUGACA
Dendrobium catenatum is the source of this 3487-nucleotide messenger RNA. Its product is annotated as histone-lysine N-methyltransferase EZ3. The coding region runs from base 122 to 2809 and encodes 895 amino acids. Gene Ontology annotation, molecular function: histone methyltransferase activity; protein binding. The transcript has 17 exons. NCBI's taxonomy places the organism in Eukaryota, Viridiplantae, Streptophyta, Magnoliopsida, Asparagales, Orchidaceae. The record is from RefSeq and is a predicted model, not a curated record. Gene Ontology annotation, biological process: chromatin remodeling. Gene Ontology annotation, cellular component: PcG protein complex.